UCAAUUUGAGAGCUUAAGAAUAUGGACGAACCCCAGCCUUAUCUACUCAAUCCUACGAUCAUCGAUCAUCUGGUAAUCAUUCGUUGGUACAGGUGUGAGUAGAGCGUGGAAGGAAGACGAGUAUCUGAGGCGAUGGCAUCUGCCGCCCCGCCAUUUAUUCAUUCCUCCACCAGACCACAUCCCGCGCCUCAUAAUUUCCAUUGGAAGCCCUUGAAAUUUCCCCCGAAUUUCUGCAGGUGUGAACUUGGACUUCAAUCAUCGUUAUCACCGAAUGCAAACAUCAGAGCAGUUCGCCAGCUGCCCACAAACUACACGCCAAUCGAGCUGCUCCACGCCCUGAAGAAAGAAAGGGACUCUUUGAAGGCCUUCACAAUCCUUCAAGGAGCUAUAGCCCAAAAUGGGUACACUCCUCACCCUUCACUCUGCGAAUUACUCAUUCAUCGUCUGGGUUAUGCAGGGCAUUUGGAGCAAAUGCGGGAUGUUUUGAGCUUAAUGAGUGAGCCAACAGAGGAAGCCUUCUGCGACAUCAUUAUGAGCUACCGCAAGGCGCACAUGGUCGACCAGGCCCUUGGAGUCCUUAACGAAAUGGAGGUAAAACGACUCCCAGCCACAACCAAAAUCUACAACAUAUUGCUGAAUUUUCUUGUGUAUGAAAACAAGUUUAAGAUGGUGGAAUCACUGUAUUCACAAAUGAUGUCUGCUGGGAUCCAACCAGAUGUUAGAACCUUUAAUAUAUUGAUCAAGGCCCAGUGUAAGGCUGGAAACAUGGCUCCUGCAUUGAGUUUGUUGAAACAGAUGUCGUUCGACUUUGGUUUGGUCCCCGAUGAAGUAACAUAUAAUUAUCUUAUGGCUGGGUUUGUUCAGAAGGAUAGGAUGGAAGAGGCCUUAGAGUUAUUGAAGGAAAUGGAAUCAAAUGGAUGCACUCCUAAUGCUGUGAAUUACACUACGCUAAUCCAUGGUUUCUGCAAAAAGGGCAAGUUGGAUGAGGCUGCCAAACUUCUAGAGGAGCUGUGUGGCAACGGGCUCUGCCCCAAUAUUGUGACUUUCAGUGCAAUAAUCAAUGGGUUAUGCAAGCAGGGCCUGGUGGAUGAGGCUGUCAAACUUCUGGAGGAGAUGUGUGGAAGCGGGCUCUACCCAAAUAUUGUCACUUUCAAUGCAAUAAUCGAUCAAUUCUGCAAGAAAGGGAAAAUGGUGGAGGCUGUGGAACUUUUGGAGAGCAUGCGUGGUAGUGGGCUCUAUCCAGAUACUGUGACGUUCACUACUGUAAUCAAUGGGUUCUGUAAGCAAGGAAGAAUGGAGGAAGCUUUUAAACUUCUGGAGGAGAUGCGCGGACACGGGCUGUUUCCAGAUACCGUCACGUUUACUGCAAUAGUAAGUGGAUUUUGCAGAGCAAAAGAGCUAGACAAGGCAACAGACCUACUUGAGAAGAUGGUAAGAGAGGGCAUUAAGCCUAAUGUUGUUACAUAUAAUACUGUAAUUUUAGGUCUUUGCGUUGUGGGGAAGUCCCAAGAGGCAAGAAGGCUUCUCGAUGAAAUGGCUGUGAAAUGCUGUUCUCCAGAUAUAUUUACAUAUAACAGUUUGCUCCGUGCAAUGCAUAAGGAGGGAAGCAUAGAAGAAGCUAUGGAACUAUUUAAUAAGCUUACUAGCGAGGGGUGCACGCCUAAUGAUUAUACUUACAGUAUCAUAUUUUCCCUCUGUAAAGAUGGCAACCUUGAUGCUGCUCUGAAGUUCAUAUAUUGUAUGCUUGCCAAGGAUUGUACUCCAGACAGUAAGACUUAUAAUGUGCUGGUGAAGAGGCUUUUAAGGGAGGGGAAGUCUUACCAAGCAAUGCAGCUUAUGAGAGAAAUGGAAGCAAAGGGCUCCUAUCCCGGCUCUUUUAACAGUGCCAGAAAUGGAAGAGUCAAGGUCCAUCACAUUCUUAAAUCAGUUUCUCAAGCAACCAGUGAUUCUUCGGCCAUUUCUAGCCUGAUAUAUCUUUGCAAGCAAGGCAAAGUUCAGGAUGCAGAACUCCUUUCUAGAGACACAGACUAUCAGGUAUGGAUGGCAGCUGUGGUAACUUAUAACCUUUUUAUUGACAGCCUUUGUGAAAUUCAGAGUGUUAAAGAAGCAAUUGAGCAUGUUGAUGAAAUGCUUCAAGGGAAAAAGAAACGCUGUGAUCACAAGAGGAUGUACCCGCAGAAUUACUUGCCACGACCUGCCUUUGGCGAGUGUGCAGAGGACUGGGUGCCAAGGUGGCAUCUCCCACGGCUUGGGGUUGUCGGGAGUGUAGGGAGUGGGGAGCCGUGGUGGCAUCCUCCACGAUCUGCACGGGAGGAUGACUCCACGAUGGGACUGCGGGAAGCUCACAGGAGAGGGAGCAAGGGGCCUGCGAAGGAGUGGAGGAAGCAGCGUGGGGUCGAGGGAAGCCUGCAGCGUUGGCAGAUCAAUGCAAAUCCUUUGGUAGUAGAUGAUGUUGGACAAGUUCUCGAGAUUCAAAAGGAUGAUACUGCACCAAGUGGAAACACUGGUGCACAGGAUAAAGGGAAUGAUGUUGAGGUGAAGGAGUUUGAGAAGUCAAAGGUGAAAGAUGCAGAGGUAGAUAAAGGGAAGGGAGUUGUUGAUCUAGCAAUUGACACUCCUCUAGUCACAAGGAUCCUACCCCAAAUCUCUAUCAAUCUUGAUGGUCCUCUAUCUCUUGGACAUAUGUCUCCUGCUGAAAAGCUAAUGCUUGUAGUAGUUGUACAUGCUCAAGCCAGUCAAGAUCUGGUCAAAUUAGAAUCUAAAGACAAAAAGCUUAUUUUGAUGUCUGUUGAUGUGUUGCAGAAGGUGGUUUCGAGUGUGCAGCUAGAUCCCAAUCCUAGCCCCUUCGGGCAUUUGGAGCAGAUGCGGGAUGUUUUGAGCUUAUUGAGUGAACCAACAGAGGAAGCCUUCUGCAGCAUCAUUAUGGGCUACGGCAAAGUGCACAUGGUCGACCAGGCCCUUGGAGUCCUUAACGAAAUGGAGGUAAAACGAUUCCCACCCACAACCAAAAUCUACAACAUGUUGCUCAAUUUUCUUGUGUAUGAAAACAAGUUUACGAUGCUGGAAUCACUAUAUUCACAAAUGAGGUCUGCUGGGAUCCAACCAGAUGUCAAAACCUUCAAUACAUUGAUCAAAGCCCAUUGUAAGGUUGGAAACAUGGCUUCUGCAUUGAGUUUGUUGAAACAGAUGUUGUUCGACUUGGGUUUGGUCCCCGAUGGAGCUACAUAUAAUAAUCUUAUGGCUGGGUUUGUUCAGAAGGAUAUGAUAGAAGAGGCCUUGAAGUUAUUCAAGGAGAUGAAAUCAAACGGGUGCACUCCUAAUGCUGUGAAUUACGCUACGCUAAUCCAUGGAUUCUGCAACAAGGGCAAGAUGGAUGAGGCUGCCAAACUUCUAGAGGAUCUGCGUGGAAACGAGCUCUGCCCCAAUAUUGUGACUUUCAGUGCAAUUAUCAAUGGGUUAUGCAAGCAGGGCUGGGUGGAUGAGGCUGCCAAACUUCUGGAGGAGAUGUAUGGAAGCGGGCUCUACCCAAAUAUCGUCACUUUCAAUGCAAUAAUUAAUGGGUUCUGCAAGAAAGGGAAAAUGGUGGAGGCUGUUGAACUUUUGGAGAGGAUGCGUGGAAGUGGGCUCUCUCCAGAUACUGUGACGUUCACUACUAUAAUCAAUGGGUUCUGUAAGCAAGGAAGAAUGGAGGACGCUUUUAAACUUCUAGAAGAGAUGCGCGGACACGGGCUUUCUCCAGAUACCGUGACUUUUACUGCAAUAGUCAGUGGGUUGUGUAGAACAAAAGAGCUAGACAAGGCAAGAGAUCUACUUGAGAAGAUGGUAAGAGAGGGCAUAGAGCCUAAUGUUGUAACAUAUAAUACUGUAAUUUUAGGUCUUUGCGUUGUGGGGAAGUCCCAAGAGGCAAGAAGGCUUCUGGAUGGAAUGGCUGUGAAAUGUUGUUCUCCAGAUAUAUUUACAUAUAGCAGUUUGCUCUGUGCAAUGCAUAAGGAGGGAAGAAUAGACGAAGCUAUGGAACUAUUUAAUGAGCUUACUAGCAAGGGGUACACGCCUGAUGAUCAUACUCACAGAAUCAUAUUUUUCAUCUGCAAGGAUGGCAACCACAACGCUCCUCUGAAGUACAUAUAUCAUAUGCUUGCCAGGAGUGAAAAUGGGCGUUAUCCAGAUACUAAGAUUUUCAAUGCAGUAAUCAGUGGGUUUUGCAGAGCAAGAGACCUAGACAAGGCAACAAACCUGCUUGAAAAGAUGGUAAGAGAGGGCAUUGAGCCUGAUGCUGUUACAUAUAAUACUGUAAUUUUAGGUCUAUGCAUUAUGGGGAGGUCCCAAGAUACAAGAAAGCUUCUGGACGAAAUGGCUGUGAAAGGUUGUGCUCCAGAUAUAUUUACAUCCGCGCAAUGCACAAGGAGGGAAGAGCAGAAGCAACCAUUGAGCUUUUUAAUGAAUUCACUAGCAAGGGGCACCUACCUGAUGAUUAUACUCAUAGUAUCAAAUUUUCCCUCUGUAAGGAUGGCAACCUUGAUGUUGCUCUGAAGUUCAUAUAUUGUAUGCUUGCCAAGGAUUGUACUCCAGAUAGUAAGACUUAUCUUGUGCUGGUGAAGAGGCUUUCAAGGGAGGGGAAGUCUGACCAAGCAAUGCAGCUUAUGAGAGAAAUGGAAGCAAAGGGCUCCUAUCCCGGCUCUUUUAACAGUGCCAGAAAUGGAAUAGUCAAGCUCAGUCACAUUCUUAAAUCAGUUUCUCAAGGAACCAGUGAUUCUUCGGCCAUUUCUAGCCUG
Messenger RNA from Cryptomeria japonica (Japanese cedar), 4772 nucleotides. RefSeq lists its product as uncharacterized. The coding region runs from base 133 to 4530 and encodes 1465 amino acids. NCBI's taxonomy places the organism in Eukaryota, Viridiplantae, Streptophyta, Pinopsida, Cupressales, Cupressaceae. The record is from RefSeq and is a predicted model, not a curated record. The transcript is spliced from 6 exons. Gene Ontology annotation, molecular function: protein binding.